Molecule: messenger RNA, 1705 nt
Organism: Gadus macrocephalus (Pacific cod)
Lineage: Eukaryota; Metazoa; Chordata; Actinopteri; Gadiformes; Gadidae
Product: P2Y purinoceptor 1
Exons: 2
Coding region: 84-1082 (332 amino acids)
Biological process (GO): G protein-coupled receptor signaling pathway
Cellular component (GO): membrane
Molecular function (GO): neuropeptide receptor activity
Source: RefSeq, a predicted model, not a curated record
AAGUGAGCAGAUGAGUAGUCUACCUUAGAGCGAGUAUGUAGUCUAAAGACGAGGGAGUCUUGACUCACUCUAGUUGAUCAAAGAUGGUGAAGAUUGAACCAGUCCCGAGUAAUUUCUCGUGUGGUGCGAUAAAUCUGGAUUUUACGCACGCCUUCUUACCCACGGUAUUCAUCCUGGUCUUCAUCUUCGGGACGGUUUUCAAUGUCUGGGGUCUCCGGGGCGUGUACAAGGGCUGGAAGAAGAUGGGAAACAUAAACGUGUUUGUGCUGAACCUCGGAAUAGCGGACUUGUUGUAUGUUUUUACGCUGCCCUUUUUGAUCCACUAUUACGCGCAAAAGAGCAAAUGGACUUUUGGAGCCGCCUUCUGUAAAUUGACCAGAUUCUGCUUCAACCUCAACCUGUACGGCAGCAUCGGCUUCCUCACGUGUAUCAGUAUCUACAGAUACCUGGGCAUCGUCCACCCCAUGAGGGUCAUGGGGAAGAUCAGCACCAGACACUCCGUAGUAAUCAGCGCCGUGGUUUGGACUCUGGUUCUCAUCCAAAUCCUCCCAGAUAUGUCCUUUGAAAAAACGAGCAAUUCCUCCCAGUCGUGCUACGAUACCACGGAGGACAGCCGGAUCGACGGAUACCUGUCGUACAGCCUAGGCUGGAGCAUCACGGGGUUCGCCGUCCCGCUGCUCAUCAUCCUGGCCUGCUACGGCCACGUGGUGGUUGUCCUCGCCACGAACGCCAACGUGAACGCACUGCUGAAGCAACGGUGUCUGAAGCUGGUGAUCAUCCUGACCAUUCUGUUCGCCAUCUGCUUCAUCCCUUACCACGUGUUCCGUUAUCUCAACCUGCAGAGCAGGAGAUCAAAGCUUCAAGGGGUCUGUCACGCCAACUUCAGGAUCAUCUACAUCGCCCACCAGGUGGGCCGGGGUCUGGCCUGCCUCAACAGCGCCCUGAACCCUCUCAUGUACUUAGUGGCAAAUGAUGAUUUUCUGAUGCAUUUACAUAAUCUGAACCAACAAGCCAGACUGUCUCUGGCCGGUUGGAAGACCGCCGUCCUUUACCGCAAAACCUCGAGGAUGGAAGAGUCUUGAGACUGGAGAACAAACUCUUUUACCUGUCUUUUCUGGCCUUAAAGCAUUUAUCAUGGUCGAAUAUGUGCUGGUUACAAUCUAGUUCAUGAUAAUAUAUGUGCUUAAGGAGAUACUUUGCGUAAAUAAAUCAGUGCCUUGGGACAUAACUAAUGGAUGUCCCUCAAAAACCUUUUGGAAUAAAAGCUUCAAAUGUACUACCACAGAUUUGAUACUGCUCUAAAUUGUGUCAUACUCAAACACAAGUUGUCUGGCAGUCAGGCCAUGCAUAGAUCGAACUCUGAUUUAUGUGUAUUACUGCUGUAACUGAAGGCUAAUAUUUGUACUUAAGCUUGUCCCCUGGUCCUAACACUGCUUAAUGUACUCAAUGUUCAUGUAAGUUAUCCUUUGUAUAUAUGUGUACGACUGUAAAUCUGCACCUUGCCAUGCUAUAGCUUGUCAAGCUGUGUGUAUAAAGCAAAACCAUUCGCCUAAUCUGGCUCAUGGUGUGAUAAGUUUGUGUGUUCAUCGCACCUGGCCCCGCCCUGAUGAUGAAGAGUUAAAGUGACCUUAAAGUUAGCUUUCAGAAAGGGCCUGAAAUGUGCUAUUGUUUGUGUUCAUGAAUAAAAGCAUGUCUUUUGUAACCA